Periophthalmus magnuspinnatus is the source of this 3215-nucleotide messenger RNA. RefSeq names its product phosphotyrosine interaction domain containing 1 (gene pid1). The transcript is spliced from 3 exons. The record is from RefSeq and is a predicted model, not a curated record. Gene Ontology annotation, biological process: regulation of mitochondrial membrane potential; negative regulation of insulin receptor signaling pathway; negative regulation of D-glucose import across plasma membrane. Gene Ontology annotation, cellular component: cytoplasm. Bases 166 to 843 code for a protein of 225 amino acids. Lineage: Eukaryota; Metazoa; Chordata; Actinopteri; Gobiiformes; Gobiidae.
CGGCGGCACUCACAGCCAGGCGGAGCAACACCUUCAUCCAUCCAGCAGCCCAGAGUGAAGGAGGAGGACAGAGAGGCGAGCUGAGAAGGCCACCAGAUGUGAGCCGGACUACGCACCACACCAGACGCCGCUGAAAAACACUGACAACUUCUUUGCUCCGCGAAAAUGUGGCAACCCGCGUCGGAAAGACUGCAGCACUUUCAAACUAUGCUCAAGACCAAGCUAAAUGUGUUGACGUUGAGGAAGGAGCCAUUGCCCACAGUGAUCUUUCAUGAACCAGAGGCCAUCGAGUUAUGCUCCACCACGCCAGUCGCAAAGAGCAGGACCCAUACUGGAUACAAGGUGAACUAUCUGGGGAAGGUGACUAUCUCUGGGAGCCAGUUCUUGUCAGGCUGCACAGAGGGAGCAGUGGUGGGGCUGGUGGAGCACAGAGCCAUUGCUCAGCAGCAGGGGACAUGCCCCAAAGGUAGCUCUGUGCUGGAGAUCCGACCCUUCCAAGUACGCCUCCUUCACCUGGAUGAGCACGGAGAAGCCUCAUCAAACAUGGACACAUACCAGGUGGCACGAAUCGCCUACUGCACGGCUGACCACAGCGUCAGACCCAAUGUGUUUGCAUGGAUCUAUAGAGAGAUCAACGACGACCUGUCCUUCCAGAUGGACUGCCACGCCGUUGAGUGUGAAAACAAGCUAGAGGCCAAGAGACUGGCCCACUCCAUGAUGGAGGCCUUCCGCAAGACCUUCCACAGCAUGCGCAGCGAUGGGCGCAUUCACAAGAGCGGCUCCACGGACGACUUCACUGAAGACUCAUCCACUCCUGAAGACACCACUCCAGACGACGGCUGAAGGACUGAAUGCAAACCUCUCCUCCCAGUCCUGAUCCAAGGAUGGACAGAUCUCAUUCUCCUCUAGUCUCUUUCUCUUUCAUUUGGAACACAAAUCAACUGACCCUGUGAACCACCAUGCCCAGGUUAAUGAAGUAGCUCUGAAACAAAGGGAAGGUUGAUGAUAAAGUGACAUUUACAAACGUGAAUAGCAAAGUGCUGCCAUUUGAAUCAAAUGCCCUCAAAGGCCCACGAGGGCAUCUCAAGCACCUCCUGAGAUUGACUAGACAUUUCCAUUACUCCCUGAACAGACACACUUUGUGGUUCUUAAGCUUUUUCAUUUACGGAACUACAAAUGUGGUUCCUGUUAAGACCUUAGCUCAUGAAACCGAAUGCUACUCUUGCCAUGUGUGGACCCAGCUUAAAUAAGACUGUGACUUAUUUUGGGUUCCAUCUCCAGAGUUCCUACCACACUGGAGCACAUUAGUUCUCUUAUAAAUGAAUGGAUCUCUGUUACAAUGCCUUUGACCUUGAUAAUAAGUAACAAAUGUGGAUACAACUUAAAGCACUAUUCAUAUCACUAUGGUACUACCCAAGACUGAGGUAGAGGCAUUCCCUGUGUCUCUACUGAAUACAGAAAGUACAGAGCACCUGCCUGGAGAAAGGUGCUCAAAAAGAAUUAGGUUUUGGCUGAAGGUUUGGUCUGUCUGCACAUCUCAAUCAUUCACAUUCUGUUAGUAUACCAAAUCCGGGCUGUUUUUUGCAGCCUGCCAGAUUAUGUGCCUCACUUUCCUCUCACAUUACGUAUUUUUAACCCUGGUCUCAUCAAAUACAUGCGGCCAAGUACUUGUGUUAUUCGUGUGCGUGGUAGCUUCCUUCUGCACGGUUGGCGUAUUGUAUAUGAAUGUACAUGAGUGCUUGGAUAUCGGCGUGUGACUGAUGAGUAUGUUUGGUUCAGGAAACUUGUUCAAAAGAUGUUCAAAAGUCAAGGUACUGUGACCAUACUGCCACCUUAUAAGUUCUUUUUAACUUAGGGAGAAAGAUGCAAAGUUGGUGAGGCAGGGUUGUAGCUGCCAUUGUAUUUGAUGGUAAAUAACAGCCAUCCAAGGCAACUGACAAAGCUUUUGAAUGCACUAUACACUAGUUAUAGUGGCUUAGGGAGGCAGCAGAUAGUGACCAAGGAGCAUUGAUACAACUGCUCCACACCACUUUUUUCCUUUUAACUUGACCAGACAGAACUGUGAUCAUCGUGGCCAUAGGCAGUUCGCAGUGAAGCAAAGGAUCAGUUAAUGCCUAAUGAAAACCUUAUGUGGAUCCAGAUGUCAACUAACUCUAACCCAUAUUAAUAUCAUUGCUUGAAAAUCCUUAUAUCAUAUACGGUACAACAUAUGUUUCAUAUUGUAUGUAAAAACAGUGGUGCCAAAAUGCUAGCAAGAACGUCCAGUUUGGAGUUAGCAUGUUCCAUGUGUUGGUCCUCAGGGUGGUUUCUUCAGUCACCUUGAAAAACAGGUUGAGUCUUAAUUUAAUGACCAUUAUACUUAUAAUGCAGUCGAUUGUUAAGACAGUUAACAGUCUAAGUACAGUAAGCUUGAAUUUGAAUUAUUUUUAAUGUCCAACUAUUACCAUACACACACAAACUUUGACUCUUACGAGCAAUUUCUUAUAUCCAUUAUUUCUUAGUUCUUAAUAUUUGACAUGUAUGCUAAUCAUAGAUGCUAACGCUAAAGUUGACUGUAAAGAUUGGGAAUAGUUGUGAUAUUUGAAGAGUUAUUUUCUUUUUAUGUCUCAUUUGCACCGUACAUUUCAGUGAUCAUUUAAAGUUACAUACAGACUUCUGACAUCUGUAGCCACACAGGGCUCAUGUAGUUAACUCCUCUUUGUUGGUCCACUUACACUGCCCAUAUGUUAGGCUCCAGAUUACAUAAUAAUAGACCUGACUUAAAUACAGUAUUGAACUAGGGUACGUCACAGAGUAGUACGCAAAGACAUAUUUAAUUCUUCGUUGAUAAGCUUAUUUACAAAUCCAGAUGUAAUCACUUUCCAAGUACAGUAUAGAAAAGAAUAGUUAUAUAACAAAUGAUAGAACAUAGAACAACCAUAGUACGAUACAGAGCAGUGUUAUGAAGCCUACUGUGAAAUAAGAAUAGCCUGAAAGUGGUGUCUGCAUGUGUGUGUUUGUGUGUGUGUAUGGGGUGGAUUGUAUGUGAGUGUGACUGAUGAGUGAGGAGUGUGCGUGGACAGGCCAGAGAUAAGUUUUUAUAAAGCUGUAUAUUACUGUGUCUUGUCUGUCGGAAAGCUUGGAUGCGCUUUAAAUGUUCAAAUGUUACCUUAAGUGUUUUCUAUACAGUGUUUGCAGAGAUCAAGAAAAUUGCAUAUAAAGUACCUAUCAAAUGC